Amphiprion ocellaris (clown anemonefish) is the source of this 5145-nucleotide messenger RNA. RefSeq names its product inverted formin 2 (gene inf2). NCBI's taxonomy places the organism in Eukaryota, Metazoa, Chordata, Actinopteri, Pomacentridae. The record is from RefSeq and is a predicted model, not a curated record. The coding region runs from base 409 to 4254 and encodes 1281 amino acids. Gene Ontology annotation, molecular function: small GTPase binding; actin binding. The transcript is spliced from 21 exons. Gene Ontology annotation, biological process: actin cytoskeleton organization.
GUUGCAACCCGAGGCUCUAGAAUUAGGUUGUUUUUUUUUUUUCAGGCGUAUUCACUGUUUCUGAGCUGCUUUCUGAAUUUCUGCCAUCAUCUACGCACAGGUUUUAUUCUGAAAGCCUUGACCGGAUGUUUCAUCGCAGUAAUACCGCUGUCUUGACACUUCAGUCUGUCACAAGUGAGUGAAAGCUCAGGGGCCGUGGCGAUUUGAAAGCAGUACCAUCCGCAUACCAUAGGGCCUGACCUGCUGCUCAGUGCCCAAAUAAUCUCUGGUCCACAUCCCAUCUUCUGUCAGUUUGGGAAAUCAAAGACUGUGUGGAUGACUGCAAAGCGCUUCCCCAUCUGAGAGACUCCAGAGGACGCGAAUCUUCAAGUGUACAUUUAUGGAAUAAAAGCAGCUCUCCCAACCGUCAUGUCGACGAAAUCAGAUGGAAAGAAGAAGUGGGCGGCAGUCAGGGGUCGGCUGGGCUCCUCGCAGGACUCCGAUACCCAGCAGGAAGCCAAUCUGGAGAGCGCUGAUCCAGAGCUGUGCAUCAGACUGCUGCAAGUUCCCACCGUGGUCAACUACUCUGGGCUGAAACGUCGGCUAGAAGGCAGCGACCAGACAUGGAUGGUCCAGUUCCUGGAGUUAAGUGGGCUGGAUCUCCUCCUGGAGGCUCUAGACCGGCUCUCUGGACGAGGAUGCUCUCGCAUAGCGGAUGCCCUUCUACAGCUCACCUGUGUCAGCUGCGUUCGCGCAGUGAUGAACUCAUCAGCAGGGAUCCACUUCAUUAUAGAGAACGAGGGAUACAUUCGGAAGCUCUCCCAAGCUCUGGACACCUCCAACAUCAUGGUGAAGAAGCAGGUGUUUGAGCUCUUUGCAGCCCUCAGCAUGUUUUCUACAGAGGGGCAUUGCCUGGCACUAGAUGCCCUGGACCACUACAAGGGCGUGAAGACGCGGCAGUAUCGCUUCAGCGUGAUCAUGAACGAGCUGCAGGCCACAGACAACGUUCCUUACAUGGUCACUCUCCUCAGUGUCAUCAACGCUCUCAUCUUCGGGACGGACGACCUCAGGCAGAGAGACAGGAUGAGAAAGGAGUUCAUAGGGCUUCAGUUACUUGAUAUUCUGCCAAAGCUAAGGGAGCAGGAGGAUGAGGAUUUGAUAAUUCAAUGUGAAGCUUUUGAAGAGGCGAUGGCUGAAGAUGAAGAGGAGCUGCUGCGAGUGUAUGGGGGCAUAGAUAUGAGUAAUCACCUGGAGGUUUUUACUACACUCUUCAAUAAGGUGAGCAGCUCUCCAGCUUCUCUCCAGCUGCUGUCCAUCCUGCAGACGCUGUUGAUGCUGGGACCGGGCCGCUCUGAUAUCUGGCUGGCUCUGGAGGCCAUCACUAACAGAGCCAUACUGCUGGCCCAGGACUCUCAGAUGGAGUCCUGCGAGAAGAUCAUGCAGCGGCUGAUGUUUUUCAAAGGGAGAGGCUCUGUGGAUCAUCACGAAGUGGACGGCCUGCGAUUGAAGGUGGAUAAGGCUGUUCAGACUGAUCUGGAUCAUCAAGACAAAGACAAGCCAGGCGACGCCACAGCAUCCUCUCAGAAGCCACUGUGUACCUCUCCUCCACCUCCACCCCCACCACCUCCUCUACCCCCUGGUAUGGGCGGACCCCUCCUCCAGUGCCCGCCGCCGCCCCCACCGCCUCCUCCACCCCUACCUGGAGGGCUUGGUGGUCCUCCACCACCUCCUCCUUUGCCUGGAAUGCCUCCACCGCCGCCACCACCACCGCUGCCCUCUGAUCCAGGCAUGCCUCCUCCACCGCCUCCGCCACCCUUACCAGGGAUGGGUGGUGGACCGCCGCCUCCUCCUCCACUGCCCGGCAUGCCACCUCCACCACCUCCUCCCCCAGGCAUGAUAAUAGCUCAGAGUAGUCAGGCCCUGGGGUGCGGCUUCCCACUAAAGGCAAGUCGGUGCCCCACUCUGAGGAUGAAAAAGCUCAACUGGCAGAAGCUUCGUGCUGUCACGGAUGGUCACUCCAUGUGGGCCUCGGUUCAGAAAGAGCCGCCUCCUCGGGAGCCGGACUACAGCAGUAUCGAGCAGCUGUUCUGUCUCCCGGUGACCGAGCACAAAGACAAGGGGGCAGCUGCUCCUGUCAAGAAGGAGCCUAAAGAGAUUACAUUCAUUGAUCCAAAGAAAAACUUGAACGUGAACAUAUUUCUAAAGCAGUUCAAAUGCACAAAUGAGGAUUUUGUAGCCAUGAUCCAGAAUGGGGACCGGAGUAGGUUCGAUGUAGAAGUGCUAAAACAGCUUCUUAAGCUUCUACCGGAGAAGCAUGAGAUCGAGAAUUUGAAGUCCUUCCAAGGAGAAAGAGACAAGCUGGCGAAUGUUGAUCGUUUCUACACCGCCCUCCUCACUGUGCCAUGUUAUCAGUUGAGAAUUGAGUGCAUGUUGUUGUGCGAGGAGACAGCAUCAGUGUUGGAGAUGCUCAAACCUAAAGUCAAGCUGGUGGAGGAGGCCUGCCAGUCUCUGAGAAUGAGCCCACUCAUGCCCAGUUUCUGCCGGCUCAUCCUUGACGUGGGAAAUUUUCUCAACUACGGAAGUCACACAGGGAACGCCGAAGGCUUUAAGAUCAGCUCUCUGCUCAAAUUAACGGAGACCAAGGCCAACAAGAGCCGCAUUACGCUGCUUCAUCACAUCCUGGAGGAAGCAGAGGCGAACCACCCGGAGCUGUUGGCGCUGCCGGAUGAUAUCGAGAUAUGUGAAAAAGCAGCAGGAGUUAAUCUGGACUCUGUUCAGUCAGAAGCCAGUGCCUUACUGAAGCGACUGAAUGAAACGACAAAGAAAGUCUCCAACUCUGUGGAGGAGGUAAAAGAGCAAUAUGCCAAAGUACUUGAGGAAAAUCGAGAAGCAUGUCAAGUUUUAAGUGAAAGAUUCACUGACAUUGACAAGAAGAAGAGUGAACUGGCUGUCUACUUAUGUGAAGACACUAAUAAGCUGUCACUUGAGGAACUCUUUGGAACCAUCAGGACUUUCCGAGGACUUUUCAUCAAGGCUCUCAAGGAAAAUAAAACCAGGAAAGAGCAAGCAGCCAAGGCUGAGAAGAGAAAGAAGCAACUGGCAGAGGAGGAGUCCAAGAGACAGAAAGGAGAGAAUGGAAAAAUAAUCAAGAAAGGCUUCGUGCCACAGAAUGAUGGCUGCAUCAUCGACCACCUCCUGGCGGAUAUCAGGAGAGGUUUCAGCCUGAGAAAGACCCGGCCAAGGUGCGAUUCGGAAAGCCUACCUUCUAGUGAAAUGCGUAGGGAUCACUGCCCACCUGGAUCAAGUGCGAAGUCUGUAGACGAAGAAGCCGUCGAUACAGCCAAGCACUCCGCUCCCACCAAACCUCAGACAGAGGCUCACCAAGGCAGCCUAGGCGAAGUGAACGGAUUCAUCAGCCCGUCAGAAGAAACUCCACCUCAGCUGAAUGUAGCACAAGACGGAGCGGUUGUAUCUCCCAACCAGCCGCCAGGAGAACCAGCCACGAUGACGCAGCCACCCCUGGAAAGACCUGCAUUGCUACUGGAGGGUCAACACCCAGAGAAGCCUGCAUUAUCAGAUAUGACACAACCCCAGCCUCAGGUUGACGGGGAACACCAACCACAUCUCCCCACAAAUGGCUUUUCAUUAGAUUCAACUGAGACCAGUGUCCUCAGUCCAUCCUCCCUCUCAGAUUCUGACCUGCUGGAGGCUUUGCUAGAUGGCACGUCCAGUCCGGUAACUGAAAAGUUGAUGCCUGAGGAGCCAGCAGACAUUAGUGUAAAUGUUCACAUCAAGGAAAGUCCUUUACCUAAUAUGGACCCUAAUGUGACGCAGAGUAGUGAAAGCAAUACGAUGGGAGAUGGGAAAGGUGAAACUAGUGAUAAAAUAAGCCAUUUACCAGAGACUGCAGGAAAAGAGAAGGCUGCAAGAGCAUCCGGCCAAGACGAAGUGAUGAGUUACAAACAUUCCGACCCUAAAAGCAAUGUGUCUACACGCGGGUACGACGUUCCAGAUGGACUGGAACCGGAAGAUCUGCCAUCAGUGUCUGAAGCAGUGCCUCCUUCCCUUAAGCCCGAACCAAAGAAACAGUUGAGGCUUUUUAAACGAAACAAAAAGAAGAGUACUCAAGGUAAUCUAUCCAUUCACUUAAAUAAAGAUCAUGUUUGGAAUGCUAGUCUCUUGACGUGUCAUAAAGGGAAAUCCUUCUUUGUUGUAUUUUUAUUGCAUUUGACAUUUUAUAUCUUAUAUAUGGGCUAUUUUAGUACAUGUUUCUAAGUAUUUUGCAUGAAUACAUGCAUUUUAUUAAAGAGUGUGAAUGCAGUGUGCAGCGUUUGACUUGCAGAUUUAAUACUGAAUGGAUUUAAAUUUCUGGCCAGUUUGUUUGAAUGAACGCUCUGUUUUCAUUCUGACUCUCUGAAACACAAGGUAACAGUGGAAAAGGACACACUAGGCAUAAAAAAGGCUGUGUGUUGCAGUGAGGUAGGUCAAAUCGAUGGGAUGGCAAACUGUAAGCAGGAAUAUCCUCUUAAUGAACUCAGUCAUCGUCAGAGCUUUGUUUCCAGUAACACGUCAUCUGUUGGUCUAACUGGAAUCUGGAUUUCAUUUGUCUGUGUUGUCUGACUUUAACACUCUUUUUAACCCGCCUCCAAUUGAGUGGUUAUCAGGCUAAAAUGUUGUGUCUUGAGUUUACACUAACGUCCAUGAAACUUGGGGAGAAAGCAAAAACUAAAACAACUUUUUUGUGUGCAAAAUUUAAUCCUCUUCAAAAUAAUUUGACAAUGCAGUGUUCUGAUUUCAAGCAGCCUCGCAGUUUGUGAAGUCACUGUGUAGUCAUUGUGGACCGAGUUAUUUCAUGAAAGCUGUCACUUUUGUGUCUUCUAUUUCCAUAUUUGCUUGUCCAUUCUCUAAAUCUGCAACUGGGACUGUUUGAUCUACUAACACAGUCUCGUGUGCUUCCUGUAAACUGUGCUUUGUUAACCUGACUUUUAUGAAAGAUGCUGUAUGUGAUCUAAAUGCAUUAAAUGCUUUAUUACUAAAACAUAUAACUUUGAACAUUUCAAAGCCAAACAAGCCAACUGAGAACUUUCUCUGCAAGUGCCUUUAAAAUAUUAAAAUAUUUAAUUUAGAUAUAUUUCGAUUCUCUCCAUUCAUUUCAGUAUUUGUUUC